AUGUGUGAGACUAACAUGGUGCAAAUGCACUGUGAUACAUGCCUUUUUAGCCUAUGCAAGGCUUGUGUUGGAGAACACACAAUGUCUGAUGAAUCCAACAAAAAACAUGAAAUUGUUAAAUUUACGUUUCGACAAUCCACUCUCCUUUGUCCUGGAUGUACAUUCCAUGACAAAAAACGGUGUGAAAUGUACUGUAAUCAAUGUGAUGUUCCCGUCUGUAUUAGCUGCAUUAUAUCUGACCACCAUUUGGGUCAUAAGAUUGAGAGCAUUUUGCGAAUUCUGAAUGAAAAGAAAGAGAAUAUCAUCAAAGAAGGAAAUGAAUUAAAUGAAACAAUUUAUCCUACCUACCAUGACAUUGAAAAUGAUGUAGAAAAUAUGAUGAAGCAGUUAGAAAAGGAAUACGGAGAUCUCGCAACAGCUAUAACAAAACAUGGAGAUGACUGGUGUAAAGGAAUUGUCGAUGUAGUCAAAAAACUUAAAACCGAAGCCAAUGAGAUGAAAACAACACAGCUACAAACUCUUCAGAAACACCGGGAUAAAAUCCACGAGAGAAUUACUGAAAUUAAAGAUGAAAUUCAUUCAAUCGAUAUUGCCGUGGACUCUUACGAAAUUUCAAACCCACUUAGUGUGAAAUCCAAUGUAGAUGACUAUAAACAUCUUCCCCCAAGGAUAAUUCCAUGUUUACCUUUAUUCACCCAUAAGAAAUUCGAACAGGAAGAAUUCAAUAAGCUGUUUGGAGCAUUGUCGCCAAUGUCUUUAGUUCCCGAAGAACAUGGUUACAGUUUGAAGAAAACACAGAAAUCAUCAGAUGAUGAAUCCUCUCCUCUAAUCAAACAGCUACUCGAUAAACCAGAGACUAUCGCUAUCAUUAUGACUGCGUACAAGUAUAAUCUUUUUAAUGUUGUAUGUCGCAAUGACGAGGAAAUUUGGACUAGUGGAGAUGAGAACACCAUGAAACUCUUCAGCGUAAACAUGGAUUCAUCUUUAAAGUCAACCCAAACCAAGUCAGGAGAGUGCCCAAGUGGCAUUGCAGUGACAGAACAAGGAGAACUCAUUUAUGUUGAUCGUAAAGACAGAACUGUGAAUAUUUUAAAGAAUGGUGAGAUGGUCACAGUGAUCAGACUACAGAACUGGUUACCCCUCGGAGUCUGUAGUAUCUCCCCUGGUGACUUACUGGUUACCAUGUAUAGCGAGGAUAAGAAACCAUCAAAAGUCGUCCGUUAUUCUGACUACAGAGAGAAACAAACCAUUCAGCUUGAUGAUGAUGGUAAGCCUAUCUACUUAUAUGGUGAAAUCAAAUACAUCAUUGAAAAUAGGAACCGAGAUAUAUGUGUUGCUGACACAAGCGCUAAUGCAUUAGUGGUGGUCAAUUCUGAAGGGAAACCGAGAUUCCGGUACACUGGUAAUAAAUCUUGUUCAAAGAGCAAUCCAUUUGAUCUACAUGGUAUUACCACAGAUAGUCAAAGUCACAUUCUUGCAGCUGACUGUGAAAAUAAUUGUAUCCACAUCAUAGAUCAGGAUGGACAAUUCCUUUGUUUCAUAGAGUGUGAACUUUUUCAUCCUUGGGGAUUAUGUAUAGAUACAUAUGACAAUCUGUUUGUCACUGAAUGUUACGAGAGACAAGUAAAGAAAAUCAAAUAUCAACAGUGA
This is a messenger RNA of Saccostrea echinata, 1650 nucleotides long. RefSeq lists its product as uncharacterized. The transcript has a single exon. Gene Ontology annotation, molecular function: zinc ion binding; ubiquitin protein ligase activity. Gene Ontology annotation, biological process: protein polyubiquitination; proteasome-mediated ubiquitin-dependent protein catabolic process. The record is from RefSeq and is a predicted model, not a curated record. The coding region runs from base 1 to 1650 and encodes 549 amino acids. Lineage: Eukaryota; Metazoa; Mollusca; Bivalvia; Ostreida; Ostreidae.